Culicoides brevitarsis is the source of this 1698-nucleotide messenger RNA. RefSeq names its product lipase lipl-1-like. The coding region runs from base 147 to 1466 and encodes 439 amino acids. NCBI's taxonomy places the organism in Eukaryota, Metazoa, Arthropoda, Insecta, Diptera, Ceratopogonidae. The transcript is spliced from 3 exons. Gene Ontology annotation, molecular function: hydrolase activity, acting on ester bonds. The record is from RefSeq and is a predicted model, not a curated record. Gene Ontology annotation, biological process: lipid metabolic process.
UUAGAAUUUUAUUAAUAAUUAAAGCGGCUUGAAUUAUAACAAAAAAAAAAAAUCAGUAAAUCAUUGAAGAAUAUUCUGUUACAAUUGAUUAUUUUAUGACUCAGGAACAAAAUAAUCCGGCAUCGAUUUUACAUGAUUAUUAGAAAAUGUUCCGAUUAACGUUUUUGUUGUGUCUCGUCGUUACCCUUCGAGCUGACUCCAUGCUCGACAAGGUACUCGAUAAUAUUAUCACUAUCGAGCAAAAUCCUACCGGCUCCUUUUGGCAAACUUUCAAGUGGUUUCGCCGCGAUAUUGACAGUGGGGCGCCUUAUAAUCCGGAUCAGGACUUGACAACUCCCGAAAUUGCCAUUCGCCAUGGAUAUCCGGCCGAAACGCAUACCGUAAAAACUGAUGAUGGUUAUCUUUUGACCUUACAUCGCAUUCCAUGUGGCCGAGCUGGUUGUGCAAAAGGCGCCCGGGGCAAAGGUCAGCCAGUUUUCCUGCAACACGGAUUACUUUCAAGCUCUGCAGAUUGGCUGUUGACAGGUCCCGAAAAAUCCUUGGCUUUCAUUCUUGCUGAUGCGGGUUACGACGUGUUUCUGGGAAAUGCGCGCGGAAACACCUACAGCCGGAGUCACGUGUCCUUGCGAAAUGACGAAGCAGCUUUCUGGGAUUUCAGUUGGGAUGAGAUGGCGAAAUAUGAUUUGCCGGCGGAGAUUGAUUAUGUGUAUGACUUGAAAGCGGUGGAGCAGAACGAGACACGACGCGAUUUGUUGUAUGUCGGUCACAGUAUGGGCACGACAAUGAUGUUCGCGUUACUUUCGUCGAAGCCGGAAUAUAAUGACAAAAUUCAAGCAGUUUUUGCUUUGGCUCCCGUUGCUUAUAUGACGAACGUAAAAAGUCCCAUACGACUACUUGCGCCAUUAUCGAAAGAUAUCGAGACAAUUUUCAAAUUUCUCGGUGCGAAUGAGUUUCUUCCGCAAAAUUGGGUCUUGAGAUUUCUCGCGAAAUACGGGUGCGAAUUGACACCCGCUGAAAAGGAAAUUUGCGAAAAUUCUGUUUUCAUUCUUUGUGGCUUCGAUAAGGAGCAGUACAAUGCAACACUGUUUCCAGUAAUUUUUGCUCAUACGCCAGCGGGAACGUCGACGAAGACUGUGCUGCAUUUCGCUCAAGAAAUUCAUGAAAAUGGGAAUUUUCAGUACUACGACUAUGGAGAGAGUGGCAACAUGAAGAAAUAUGGACAGCAAAAGGCGCCGUUAUACGAUGUCACUAACAUUCGGACACCAAUUGCCUUUUUCUGGGCGCAAAAUGAUUGGCUUGCAGGACCAAAGGAUGUGGAACGGCUCUAUGAACGACUUAAUAGCACGUCAAUUGGAUCUUUUAAGAUACCUUUUGAGCCAUUUAAUCACGUGGACUUUAUGUGGGGAAUCGAUGUAAAAACGUUGGUUUAUCGACCAUUAUUGAAUCUCAUGCACCGUUUCCGUUAAAUUUUGUUAUUUUAUUUUCUAAAAAUAAGAAAUAAAAAUUGUUUUUAAAUUAACUUGUCAAUUUCGGUCAAAAUUUACCAAGAAAUUCACACUCACUUACCGUGUCCGUAAAUUGCUGUAAACACUUCCGCGUAAAGGAAAACUGAAAAUUCGAUAAUUGGACAAGUUGAUUGUUUUUGAAUUUUCCUAUAAAAGAUAAUGUCGUUUCUAAUAAAGACUUAAUACGCCAAGA